AUGAGAUUAAGUUUUACAAAACUUCAUUAUUUAGAAACUUCUGCCUCUGCUGAUUCAAACGAAGAGUCACUAGGCGAAGGCCAGCCAGAAACUGGUAGAAAGAAAAUCUACAAAACUAAAACCAAAACUGAAGUCAUAACUAAAGAACAACCUUCAAAGUCAACUGAUUCUGGUGCUGAAGAAACUUCUGCUUCCUCUUAUUCAAACGAAGAGUCACUAGGCGAAGGCCAGCCAGAUGUGCUGUCGUGUCCUCAUGGUUUCACAUACUUGCCUCAAAUCAAAAAAUGUUAUAAAUUGUUGACGAAAAGAAGUAGCUGGAACAGAGCCAGAAGAGCAUGCAAGAGAAUAGAUCCCAAGACACAUUUAGUGGUAAUAAAGAAUUUGCAAGAACAGAAUUCAGUGGCAGGCUAUUUGAAAACAAUGAACGACACCAUCCAAAAAAGUUGCUUCGAUUCUGUAAACUCCAACGUUCUGGUAUGGACUGCUGCAAGAAAUUUGAAGGAAGGUGGUGGUUUCGUGUGGCUGCCCAACAGUGAUAGUGAGCCAGAAAAAAUUGAAUAUUCGGCUUGGGCGACACAAAAUCCUCAGGGUCAAUGUUCAUUCUUCAAAUUUCCUGACUUUUUAUGGACGAGUGGGCCUUGCAUAGGUGAACUUGAAAACUACUCCUUAAAUGAGGAUUCAAAAGAUAAGAAUAAACAAAAGAAGAGAAGAAUUAAGUGGGUUCAUGUAGGAGAUUGGUCCAUUGAAGAUAUGGGUGAUGAAGUUUCAAAAGAUUUUGAUUCUUGGUCAGAUUGGGCAAAAGAUGAAAUAGGUUCAAGGUGGUAUCGAGUUAGAACGUGCAAAAAUGAGAAAAAGGAAAACUGCAAUGGCAAAUUGAAACAAUGGAGAAAAAAAGUUGGCUUGAAAAAAAUGCACAAAAAUCAUCAUUUUGGAAGAAAAUACGGAAACAAAUCUGGUUCUAAAGGCACGGAAAAAUCUGGUUCAUUUUCAUAUGAAGAAGAUUCUAAUGGUUUGACUGACGAUCAGGAAGACUUCUCUAUUAGUGAAGAUUCAAAAGAUAAAAAUAAACAAAAGAAGAGAAGAAUUAAGUGGGUUCAUGUAGGAGAUUGGUCCAUUGAAGAUAUCGGCGAUGAAGUAUCAAAAGAUUUUGAUUCUUGGUCAGAGUGGGCAAAAGAUGAAAUAGGUUCAAGAUGGUAUCGAGUUAGAACGUGCAAAAAUGAGAAAAAGGAAAACUGCAAUGGCAAAUUGAAACAAUGGAGAAAAAAAGUUGGCUUGAAAAAAAUGCACAAAAAUCAUCAUUUUGGAAGAAAAUACGGAAACAAAUCUGGUUCAAAAAGCUCGGAAAAAUCUGGUUCAUUUUCAUAUGAAGAAGAUUCUAAUGGUUUGACUGACGAUCAGGAAGACUUCUCUAUUAGUGAAGAUUCAAAAGAUAAAAAUAAACAAAAGAAGAGAAGAAUUAAGUGGGUUCAUGUAGGAGAUUGGUCCAUUGAAGAUAUGGGUGAUGAAGUUUCAAAAGAUUUUGAUACUUGGUCAGAUUGGAAAAAAGAUGAAAUAGGUUCAAGAUGGUAUCGAGUUAGAACGUGCAAAAAUGAGAAAAAGGAAAACUGCAAUGGCAAAUUGAAACAAUGGAGAAAAAAAGUUGGCUUGAAAAAAAUGCACAAAAAUCAUCAUUUUGGAAGAAAAUACGGAAACAAAUCUGGUUCUAAAGUCACGGAAAAAUCUGGUUCAUUUUUAUAUGAAGAAGAUUCUAAUGGUUUGACUGACGAUCAGGAAGACUUCUCUAUUAUUGAAGAUUCAAAAGAUAAAAAUAAACAAAAGAAGAGAAGAAUUAAGUGGGUUCAUGUAGGAGAUUGGUCCAUUGAAGAUAUCGGCGAUGAAGUAUCAAAAGAUUUUGAUUCUUGGUCAGAGUGGGCAAAAGAUGAAAUAGGUUCAAGGUGGUAUCGAGUUAGAACGUGCAAAAAUGAGAAAAAGGAAAACUGCAAUGGCAAAUUGAAACAAUGGAGAAAAAAAGUUGGCUUGAAAAAAAUGCACAAAAAUCAUCAUUUUGGAAGAAAAUACGGAAACAAAUCUGGUUCAAAAAGCUCGGAAAAAUCUGGUUCAUUUUCAUAUGAAGAAGAUUCUAAUGGUUUGACUGACGAUCAGGAAGACUUCUCUAUUAGUGAAGAUUCAAAAGAUAAAAAUAAACAAAAGAAGAGAAGAAUUAAGUGGGUUCAUGUAGGAGAUUGGUCCAUUGAAGAUAUGGGUGAUGAAGUUUCAAAAGAUUUUGAUACUUGGUCAGAUUGGAAAAAAGAUGAAAUAGGUUCAAGAUGGUAUCGAGUUAGAACGUGCAAAAAUGAGAAAAAGGAAAACUGCAAUGGCAAAUUGAAACAAUGGAGAAAAAAAGUUGGCUUGAAAAAAAUGCACAAAAAUCAUCAUUUUGGAAGAAAAUACGGAAACAAAUCUGGUUCUAAAGUCACGGAAAAAUCUGGUUCAUUUUUAUAUGAAGAAGAUUCUAAUGGUUUGACUGACGAUCAGGAAGACUUCUCUAUUAGUGAAGAUUCAAAAGAUAAAAAUAAACAAAAGAAGAGAAGAAUUAAGUGGGUUCAUGUAGGAGAUUGGUCCAUUGAAGAUAUGGGUGAUGAAGUUUCAAAAGAUUUUGAUACUUGGUCAGAUUGGAAAAAAGAUGAAAUAGGUUCAAGAUGGUAUCGAGUUAGAACGUGCAAAAAUGAGAAAAUGGAUAACUGCAAAGGUAAAAGAAAACAAUGGAAAAAGGCGGGUUGGAAAAUAAAGCACAAAUCGUGGGCUAUCAAAGGAGGACAUCAUUUCAACUGGCUUAAAUAUGGAAAGUUUGGUUCAAAAGACAUUAAAGAUUUUGAAUCAUCCUCUAAAGAAGUUUUACCAGGUGAUUUGGAAGAUAGAACGUUGGUGUCUGUUGACAAGGAUUCUAAAGGUGAUUUGAAUUUAAAAACAAUGCACAAAGAUGGAAUGGAAAAGGCUGGGUCAGCCAAAGCUGAUAUAUCAGCCAAAACAGGUAUGUCAGUCAAACUUGGUGGAUCAAUGAAUUUGGGUGGAUCAAUGAAUUUAGGAGGAUCAGCUUUAUCAGGCUUAUCAAACAAAGCUGGUACGUCCGUUUCAGGAGGAUCAUCCAUUUCCGGGAGAUCAUCCAUUUCAAGUGGAUCAUCAGUUUCUGAUGGCUCAUACAAAACUGGUGGGUCAAUAACUUCAGGUGGGUCCGCUUCUUCAGGUGUAAAAAUUUUAUCUAGUACGUCUGGUGGUUCAUCAGUUUCAGGUAAUUCCGUCUUGACGAACCAACUGGCUGGAGGAAGUAAAGUGUACAUGACCACCACCUUCACCAGAUCCUGGACAGAAAUUGAAGAAUACGAUGAAGAAUACAACGAGGAAGGAGGCACCACUAGAAUUAUUCGCUCAAAGAGAUCAGCUGAUCAGUCGAAAGAUCUUGUUGCUCAUCACUCCAAAGAUAAUUUGAAAGUUAGAGGAAGAUCAAUGUGGGGCGAUAAUGGCGACGACGACUGCGAACUCGACAUGUGCGCACUCUGUGAAUUUGAUCUUGAGUGA
Helobdella robusta is the source of this 3555-nucleotide messenger RNA. RefSeq lists its product as hypothetical. The transcript is spliced from 15 exons. The record is from RefSeq and is a predicted model, not a curated record. NCBI's taxonomy places the organism in Eukaryota, Metazoa, Annelida, Clitellata, Rhynchobdellida, Glossiphoniidae. Bases 1 to 3555 code for a protein of 1184 amino acids.